Erythranthe guttata (spotted monkey flower) is the source of this 1787-nucleotide messenger RNA. Its product is annotated as auxin transporter-like protein 3. Lineage: Eukaryota; Viridiplantae; Streptophyta; Magnoliopsida; Lamiales; Phrymaceae. The record is from RefSeq and is a predicted model, not a curated record.
AAAAAAAAGUAAAACAUAAUAAUACAUACACACACUAGUACUUCACUCAUCUAUUAUAUAUAUAUAUAUACAAGGUCAUUAAAACUUGUAAAAAUCCUCCAAACAUUAUAGCAAAAAAAUGGCUUCGGAGAAAGUCGAGACUGUAGUUGCCGGAAACUACGUCGAAAUGGAAAGGGAAGGAGAAGAAGAUCAAGAGGGAAAAUCGAGCUCCACUAGGAGCAAUUUAUCGAAGAUUUUCUGGCACGGUGGUUCCGUUUACGAUGCAUGGUUCAGCUGCGCUUCUAAUCAGGUUGCGCAAGUGCUGCUUACGCUGCCGUAUUCGUUCUCGCAACUCGGGAUGGUGUCCGGGAUUCUGUUUCAACUAUUGUAUGGAUUGAUGGGGAGCUGGACUGCUUAUCUUAUCAGUGUUCUUUAUGUCGAGUAUAGAACUAGGAAGGAGAGAGAGAAGGUCGAUUUCAGAAACCACGUUAUUCAGUGGUUUGAAGUUCUAGAUGGGCUAUUAGGGAAGCACUGGAGAAACAUUGGCCUCUUUUUCAACUGCACUUUUCUUCUCUUUGGAUCUGUCAUUCAGCUCAUUGCAUGUGCCAGUAACAUCUAUUACAUAAAUGACAACCUGGACAAGAGAAGUUGGACAUACAUAUUUGGAGCAUGCUGUGCAACAACUGUGUUUAUCCCAUCUUUCCGCAACUACAGGAUUUGGUCUUUUCUUGGCCUUAUUAUGACUACUUACACUGCUUGGUACCUCACCAUUGCUUCCCUUCUCCACGGCCAGGUUGAAGGAGUUAAGCACUCUGGCCCAGCCAAAAUGGUUCUCUACUUCACUGGGGCUACCAACAUUCUUUACACAUUUGGUGGCCAUGCUGUCACUGUGGAAAUAAUGCAUGCAAUGUGGAAGCCACAGAAAUUCAAGCUGAUAUACCUAAUCGCGACGAUUUACGUGCUUACACUAACGCUUCCGUCAGCCAGUGCCGUUUAUUGGGCUUUCGGAGAUUUAUUGCUAAACAGAUCCAACGCUUUAGCUUUGCUCCCAAGAACCGGAUUUCGAGACGCUGCUGUAGUCCUCAUGCUCAUCCAUCAGUUCAUAACGUUUGGAUUUGCGUGCACUCCGCUGUACUUUGUGUGGGAGAAAUUCCUCGGCGUGCACGAAACGAAGAGCUUGCUAAAACGGGCGCUAACGAGAUUGCCCGUGGUGAUUCCGAUUUGGUUCUUGGCUAUAAUUUUCCCAUUCUUCGGGCCGAUAAAUUCGACAGUUGGAUCACUUCUUGUUAGCUUCACAGUCUACAUUAUUCCUGCAAUGGCACAUAUGAUCACUUUUGCUUCUGCUUCAGCCAGAGAGAAUGCAGUGGAGAGGGCACCAAAAAUAGUAGGAGGAUGGGUUGGUUUGUACUCAAUGAAUAUAUUUGUAGUGGUAUGGGUUUUUAUUGUUGGAUUUGGAUUUGGAGGGUGGGCAAGUAUGGUCAAUUUUGUACACCAAAUUGACACAUUUGGUGUCUUCACCAAGUGUUAUCAGUGCCCUAAGCAUAAAGUUUGAUUACAUUAUUAUUAUUAUUACAAGAAAAAUAUUUAAUUAAUUAGGAUAUCAAGAUUUAUACAUAUGUAAGUGUGUAAAAAUUAAGAUUGGUUUUUUUUUUUUGUAAUUUUUAUUAAUAUUUUGUUUUUUGGUUUCUACUUUUCACUUAGUUGAAGGGUUUCUUCAACAUGUGUGGCCAUUAGUGUUUGUGAUAACAAGUGUAAUUCCCUUUCUUUUUGUGGGGUUUUUUUUCUUUAUAUAUUUAAUAUUUUGAUUA